UAUUCAUUCUCUCUCGCCUGCAAGAUAGACAUACACACACCAAACUCUCUUCUCUCCGACGAGACGAACCAACGAGGGAGAGAAAGAGAGGUACCUUCAUUUUCUUAGUGCUCAUCGCCGAAAAGUGUCUUCUGGUUAGGAAAGGUCACUUAGCGAAUGAAUCUCUAGAUUGACUAUUAUUCUUAUCAUGGACCACAACCAUCACUUGGGUAUAAAGACCUUUAUGGCCAUAACGGCGGAGAGAGACGCCGCCAUUAGAGAGAGAAACAUGGCGUUGGAAGAGAGAAAGAGAGCUUUUGCAGAGAGAGAUAUGGCAAUGCUGCAGAGAGAUGCUGCAAUCGCGGAGCGUAACUCGGCCAUACAAGAGCGAGACGAAGCAAUUGCUUCUCUAAGGUUUAGAGAGAGCCCAAUGAACCACAAUAGCACCAACACCAAUAUCCCAGACUCACUUGUAAGUGAACUAUCAAGUGGGGCAAGACGCAUUCAGUACCAAGACCAAAUUCGUGCCGUCUCAGAACCAGCUGCAUAUAAUAAUAAUAAUAAUAAUAAUAAUAAUAGUAAUAAUAGCCAAAGAGGAAGCUUGAGAGGUAGUAGUGAUGUCAGUAUAACAGAAGAGGAAGCUUCCGAAACUGCAGCUAAUAAUAAGCCAAGGAGAGGAAGACAGGCCAAAGAUCGAAAAGCGAACAAGUCUCAGAGAGUGGGGAAAAGAAUGGCUGAAGAACUAAGCAAGCAGAUAAUUACAAAUGAUUGGAGUAAUAAUAAUAAUAAUAGUAACGAGCAUGAUUUCGAAAGUGACGAGGAGGAUAAGCAGCAGGUGUCGUGGAAAGACAAUUUGGGUUUGAACCAAAUAAAUUUCGAUGAGUCAGCGAUGCCGGUGCCAGUUUGUACGUGCACGGGGGCCCCACAGCCGUGCUAUAGAUGGGGGAACGGUGGGUGGCAAUCUGCUUGCUGCACUACAGCGAUAUCUAUGUACCCACUGCCACAGGUGGCGAACAAACGCUACUCGAGAGUUGGUGGGAGGAAGAUGAGCGGUAGUGCGUUUAGCAAGUUGCUUAACAGACUUGCUUCGGAGGGAUAUGACUUCUCUGCUCCGCUCGAUCUUAAAGACCAUUGGGCUAAGCAUGGUACAAAUCGGUACAGCACUCUUAAAUAGACAUUGGGAUUGUUUUUGUUUGUUAAUUGUCAUCAGAAUUGAUAUAUCUCUCUAAUGUAAUGAUGAAAUGACACUCUGAUUGUAAUUCUUAUUUGGUUGUGUAUACACUUUGGUUAAUCCAAAUUUGUUCAAAGUCAAAAAGAUUUCCAA
Molecule: messenger RNA, 1303 nt
Organism: Erythranthe guttata (spotted monkey flower)
Lineage: Eukaryota; Viridiplantae; Streptophyta; Magnoliopsida; Lamiales; Phrymaceae
Biological process (GO): response to ethylene
Cellular component (GO): nucleus
Molecular function (GO): DNA-binding transcription factor activity; sequence-specific DNA binding
Source: RefSeq, a predicted model, not a curated record